Messenger RNA from Aureobasidium musti, 1485 nucleotides. The record is from the annotation of a GenBank genome assembly. NCBI's taxonomy places the organism in Eukaryota, Fungi, Ascomycota, Dothideomycetes, Dothideales, Saccotheciaceae.
AUGUACUCCCUCGUCUUCCUUUUCUCAAUUGCUGGCCUGGUUAGGGCUAUCUCGGGCUCUGCUCAUACAGGUCCAACAGCACGUGUAGAGAAUGGAUUGAUCAUAGGAACGACGACUAGCCUGCCAGCUGCAAGUGCGACGGUCAACAAGUUCUUGGGCAUACCGUUCGCUCAAUCACCACCUGAGCGGUUCUCCCCUCCACGAGCAGCACCUCACAUGUCUACCAUCAACGCUACAACUUGGAAACCGGCAUGUAUUCAACAGUUUACAUAUCCUCUGGCUUCUCAACAAUUUACUGAACUAGUAUUCAACAACCCUCCGCCUCAGGAAUCUGAAGAUUGUCUGUACCUGAACGUGUAUGCACCUGCUACACAAAGCGACAACAGUAAGGGACUGGCCGUUAUGUUCUGGAUCUAUGGUGGGUCUCUCGAGUUCGGUAAUGCCGGACAGCCCGCAUAUGAUGGAAGUCAUUUUGCCGCAUUCGAAAAUGUGAUUGUUGUUUCUACAAACUACAGAACAAACGUAUUCGGAUUCCCAAGCUCUCCAGAGUUGCCUCUUUCAGGACAUAACCUCGGCUUCCUAGAUCAGCGAUUUGCUUUGGAAUGGGUACAACGCAACAUCCACGCAUUUGGAGGAGACCCCUCUAAAGUUACGAUCUUUGGAGAGUCGGCUGGAGCAUUUUCAGUAGAUGCACUACUCACUAGUUUUCCAAAGGGUUCGAAUCCGCCAUUCCGUGGUGCUAUACUCCAGAGCGGUCAGUACAGCUACAGACCUACGCCACGGACUAGCAACAUUCCUGCAUGGUACAAUCUUACUGCCGAGCUCGGCUGUCCAGGCAACUUUGGCAGUAACCUGAGUUGUGUCAGAGCGGCAAGUGCGACUGACAUCCAACGUGUCAUCGAUGUUAACAGUCUUACGUUCAGUCCCGUUGCGGACAAUAUCACUCUUGUCUCUAAUCCUGCUCAAAGACGUGUAUUGGGAGAGACUGCCAAUAUUCCUGUUAUGGGCGCUCUCUGGGCCAACGCAUCUGCUGCAAGUGGCAUCCCUACCUGGCGAUAUUACUUCAACGCCUCAUUCGCAAACACGCAACAAUAUCCAGGUCUAGGCGUCUAUCACUCCUCAGAGAUCCCUAUCGUGUUUUCUACAUACCCCGCUUCCAAUGUCACAACUCAGGAGUAUGCUUUGAGUCGCUUUAUGCGUAGUGCUUGGGCUACUUUUGCAAAGAAUCCAGCCAACGGACCAGGGUGGAAUGCUGUAGGCACUGGUAUUGGAGGUGCUGUUCUUUCUACAUCAUCUGAUGGCUUGUUUGGUGGGAUUCUGAUGGGUUCGAAUGGAACUGUACAGCAAGGAGAUUGGGAUCUUGGCGUUUUGGGGGAUGUUGGAAGUGUGAGAGGAAGUGGUGUCACUGUGUUGCCGCAGAGCACUGUUGAUGGUAGAUGUGGUUUGUUCGUUCCCGUCUAUGAGGCCAUCUUGCAGGGAUCAUAG